Messenger RNA from Paraglomus occultum, 441 nucleotides. Lineage: Eukaryota; Fungi; Glomeromycota; Glomeromycetes; Paraglomerales; Paraglomeraceae. The record is from the annotation of a GenBank genome assembly.
AUGAUCAAAGCCGGGAUUCGGGUAAUUAUAGAAUUAAGGAAAGAAGUGAAAGAUCGUGAUACCGCACAAGUCAUUUUGCAAAUGAUUUCAGCAGACAUUAUGAUUCAUGAUGGAAUUAAAGUCUUUGGUGUUCUGACAGACUUGAAUAGCACGUGGAACAUUUAUUAUUAUUGGAUAGAGGAUAAGCAAAUUCUGACUAUCACACUGUCCAACCGUAAAAAAGCAUUGGAGAUAAUUAGUAAGAUGUCAACUGACAAUAAUGGCAAUUCUGUGGAUGUGAAAGUAUCUGAACCAAUGAAAGAUGUAUAUGAUCAGAUGGAUGAAGAUGAGAUACACAGACACAAACUAUACAGUAUCUUUAAAUUGCUUAAAUAUAAUCCACUAUUUUCAAACAUGUAUGCUAAGCCUCAAUAUCCGCCUCAGCAGAAGGAUUAUGCUUAA